Molecule: messenger RNA, 660 nt
Organism: Eucalyptus grandis
Lineage: Eukaryota; Viridiplantae; Streptophyta; Magnoliopsida; Myrtales; Myrtaceae
Exons: 2
Coding region: 1-660 (219 amino acids)
Source: RefSeq, a predicted model, not a curated record
AUGGAGCGGCACAAGUGGCACUGCCUCCACCGCAUCCUCAAGUGCUCUGGUCAAGGGAUAGGCCUCUAUCUAGACUCGGUGAAGAAGGUCGAGUGGAGUGCUUGUGCUUGCAACGAGGGAAGGAUAUCCGUGAAUCCUGACAAGUUCAUGGAGAUGAUGGUUCUCGACAGUUGCUUUGUGAUCGAGAUGUUCCAGGGAUUGGACGAGGGGUUUGAGAAUCUCGGCUACUUUCCCAAUGACCCUGUCUUCUCAAUGCGGGGAUCGAUACCCCAGAUCCAGUGGGACGUGAUCAUGCUCAAGAAUCAGAUCCUGCUCUUCAUACUCGAUCAGCCACUCAUUCUCCAGCUCAGCGACCCCAACCAAAAGGAGUGUGUGGCCGAGACGCACAUCCCAGGAUUGGAGUUCGACCAGUUAUACGACCAUGGCAAGGUCCAUUGCCUUGAAGGGUUCCGGAGGAGCCUCAUGCACUUGUGCCCGAAGCGGCCCAGAAGCAAGCGAUUGCUGCAAUGUUGGCCACAGUUCACAUACUGCUUGACCAAGCUCCACGAAGCUAGGCUCAAGAUGAGGUUGGAUCUUGAGAGUUUUUUGGGGGACAUCAAGUUCGAGGACGAGAUCCUCAGGAUCCCGCAUCUGGGACGAGGUCGCUCUUCCUCAACUUGA